Exophiala oligosperma is the source of this 544-nucleotide messenger RNA. RefSeq lists its product as uncharacterized. Lineage: Eukaryota; Fungi; Ascomycota; Eurotiomycetes; Chaetothyriales; Herpotrichiellaceae. The transcript has a single exon. The record is from RefSeq and is a predicted model, not a curated record. Gene Ontology annotation, molecular function: peroxiredoxin activity. Bases 1 to 486 code for a protein of 161 amino acids.
AUGUCUCAACAGCAACAAAAGCCCAAGGUCACCUCGUCGACCGACCCCGCCCUCCGACCGCUCCACGAAGGUCUCUUCGACGCCGGGCUGGCCAUGCGCCGGGCCGUCGUCGGCGACGUCUACGUCGACCGGGCCCUCGCCAACGGCAGCACCGAGUUCUCCCGCCCCGGCCAGGAGCUGGUGACCGAGUGGUGCUGGGGGUACGCCUGGACGCGCCCGGGCCUGGCCCGCCGCGACCGCUCCCUCCUCAACCUGGGCAUGCUGAUGGCCCUCAACCGGGCGCCCGAGCUGGCCGUCCACGUCCGCGGGGCCCGCCGCAACGGCCUGUCCGAGACCGAGAUCAGGGAGGCCAUCCUCCACGCCACCACCUACUGCGGCGUCCCCGCCGGCGUGGACGCCAUGAAGAUUGCCGAGAGGGUCAUGAACGAGAUGGCCGAGGCCGGUGAGAUGCCCAGGGAGUUGGGUGAGAAGAGCAAGGACGCUUAGAGAGGGGGAGGGAGAGAGAGAGAGAGGGACGAUAUAUCAAUAAAAAUCUCAAGACGUG